Messenger RNA from Colletotrichum godetiae, 656 nucleotides. RefSeq lists its product as uncharacterized. The record is from RefSeq and is a predicted model, not a curated record. Lineage: Eukaryota; Fungi; Ascomycota; Sordariomycetes; Glomerellales; Glomerellaceae. The transcript has a single exon. The coding region runs from base 120 to 512 and encodes 130 amino acids.
CAUGUCAUAAAUAUCUUUCGAUCUAAUUCUAGUAAGGCUUUGGAUUGCUCACCAUGGAUGGGGACUAGAGCCGGAAGCGGAUUUGUCAGAGCAAACGACCCUCAGCACGCCUCUCUAGCAUGGCCCCCACGGCGGGAAUGAUCUGUUUCCUAUUACCUCCACUAGAAUGCUCCACUCAAGGACCACACAGACCAACCACAUACCCCUCUUUUGUCAGCUGGAUGCGUACGUGGAUCAGGUUCGGAACAAAGCAGACAACGGGAAUGAUUGGCAUCUUCUUCCCCAUGGAAUGGACUGUAAUCUGCCAGUGCGCAUUCCAAACUUUCCGGCAGGUGUGUUCCGGUCGAGGGGCGCUCUCCAACUUCCAUGAGGGUCUACCAUUCGAGUCUGUAGUACCGUUCAAUGAAAUGUUUGGGACAUCCAAGCAGUGCAGAGUCACGAAAACACCUGCGAUAGGUCGUUUCUGCGUGUCGAGUACUUGCACAGUGAUUUGCAUAGCUGGCGAAUUGUGACUUGCUGUACGUAGGCGAUGUUGGAAUCUUUCCAAGCACAUGGCACUGGGUCCUUUUGUACUCCAUCAUGGCUAUGAAUAUAUUCAAGCUAAGUGAAGCACGUCGCAUGAAUGGUUCGAAGAAACCAAUGUGAUCAUUUAUUCU